AGCAAAGUAUCUGUUUCUUCAACCAACCAUUACUAAAAUCUCUUCCCACCAUCUUUCAUCACCAAGAAGAAGAAGAUGGAGUUCCCUGCAGGCUUCCAUGAUCCAUCUUCAUGGCAUUCUUUCUUCAACUAUCAUCUCCUCUCUCCCCAUCAUUUCCUCCCUGAAAACCAUGUUCAUUGGAGAGAGACCCCAGAAUCUCACAUCUACUCUGCUGAUCUUCCAGGAGUGGAGAAAGAGAAAAUAAGGGUGGAGGUUGAAGAUUCAAGGUAUCUGAUAAUAAGAACUGAGGGGGGGAACGACGAUGAAUCAAUGCCGGCGACGAGAAGCUUCAUGAGAAAGUUCCGGCUGCCGGGAAUGGUUGACGUGGACGGGAUCUCCGCCGGGUACCGGGACGGAGUGUUGACUGUGACAGUUCCGAGAUCCUUUGUGAGGAGGAGGGGAGUCCUCCUCAUUAACCCUACAGAGAUUUUGGAUAGGGUGAGUUUUGGUGCAAGUGCUGCUUGACUCAUCAAAUUUAUUAUGGUUUAUUGAAUGGCAAAGAAUCAUAUGAUUAUUUUGUAUUUGGUUUUCAUUUUUUUUUUUUUUAAAGCUCCUCCUAAGAGCAAUGUAUAGCUUUUGUUUGGUGACUUUGUUAAAUUAAGAAUAUAUUUAUUAUUUA
Messenger RNA from Ipomoea nil (Japanese morning glory), 658 nucleotides. RefSeq names its product 15.4 kDa class V heat shock protein. Gene Ontology annotation, biological process: protein folding; response to heat; response to hydrogen peroxide. Bases 76 to 504 code for a protein of 142 amino acids. The record is from RefSeq and is a predicted model, not a curated record. Lineage: Eukaryota; Viridiplantae; Streptophyta; Magnoliopsida; Solanales; Convolvulaceae. The transcript is spliced from 2 exons.